UAUGCUACCAAUGUUUUAGGAUAUUAUUUGUUUGCAAAGCGUUUUGGUUAGUCAAUGUCUCUAUCAAGCUAGCUAAGCAUGUAUCGUAUGGUUGUGGUUUGACGGCAUUUUGAUUGUUCAUGUGAUUUUGCCACGUUGGUAACACGUCAGAGCACGCGCGUUAGCUUAGCCAAUGAUGACAGAUACAAUGUUGCUAGUGUUUGCGUCAUGGUAAGACAUACAUGUAUAUUUGGCAUGUCUACUUUUAAAGGAAAAUACCACUCAAACGAUCUUUUAAUAUUUGUUUCAUUAGUUCACGGAUACAGUCCCAUGUUUUGCCGAUCAGCGGUCAAGUUUUCAAGAUGUAGAACUUUCCAAAUACAAUAUACUACAAGAACAAGAACAAUGUUUGAAGCAGGGACUUCAAUUAGAAGUAAAACCCAUCGCAAUUAUUGGGGACUGAUCUACAAGUAUAGAUAUUUAUAGAUAUUUAUCCCGGAACGCAAUGCUCCUUCAUAAUGUUGAGAAUGCCAGAACACGGAAGAAGCAUCAACAAAAAUGAUAAAAUCAGCAAUCCAAGGAAAGGGACAGAGGAAAACAUUGAAAUGCUGGACAAAUUACCUGAGAGACACACCUGUCUAGAAGUUGGUAGCACCCUAAAACCCACAGACUCAUGGACUAAUUUGGUUAAAUGUGGAGUAACCCCUAUUGUACAGGGUUCGCUGAUAGCUGCUUUUGGGGACAACAGGGUAGCCAACUGGCAGACUUCAGUAGGCAAAAAGCUGGUUGCGGCUGCUUUAAGUGAACGAUGGGAGGUGGACAGUGGGUUCUUUUCUGAGGCCAGCCCACCAGCUAGUGGACACCGUUCUUCCUGCCACAACAUGUGCCCGACCAAUGUGGUGGCUAUAGACUGUGAGAUGGUUGGCACUGGGCUAGGUGGGCACACUAGUGAAUUGGCACGCUGUAGCUUGGUGGAUUACCAUGGCAACGUCCUGUACGAUAAGUACAUCCGUCCGUGCCAGCCUGUGACCGACUACAGGACCCGUUGGAGUGGCAUCCAGAGGCACCAUUUACAGAACGCUCUGCCCUUCCCAGAGGCUAGGACCGAGAUACUACAAAUACUGGAGGGGAAAGUAGUGAUUGGCCACGCUCUGUAUAACGACUUCCAGGCCUUAGACUUGACACACCCAGGUCACAUGAUCAGGGACACCAGUGGCACGCGUCUGCUCAGACAACUGGCUGGCUUCUCCACAAAGCGCUGCGUCUCACUCAAGAUCCUGACAAACGGCCUCCUAAACAGGAAAAUACAGGUUGGAAGAAAGGGCCACAGUUCAGUGGAGGAUGCUCUGGCUUCUUUGGACCUGUAUAAACUAGUGGAGAGGGAGUGGGAACAGGACAUGCGAGACAGAAUGAGGGACUGGGACAUAGGCAUUCUCCCAGACCCCGCUACCUCAAACCACUACAUGCAGGACCAAUACUGGCCAGAGGACUUGACUGAGGACAGUCGGUGAGGAUAGUACUAGGCCAAGGGUAAUAAGUCAAAUGAUUAAAGUUGCCAAGCCUGGCAGUAUGGUUUAGUAAGUAACAAGUGUUUUUCUGACUGGUUAUUAUGACUGGUUAUUAACUCAACCAUCCAAGCUAGGAGGGGUUGUCUCUUCAGCCAUUUGGUAUAGCCUACAGCGUUCAGCCCGUCAGCCGCUGGGGACAACAGGUGUGUGUGUACGUACCCUUUAGCAGACGCUUUUAUCCGAAGCGACUUACACAAAAAUGUAAGCACUUGACUAUGAGUGGCCCUGGGAAUCGAACCCACAACCCUGGCAUUGCAAGCACCAUGCUGUACCAAACCAUACAGGACCAGUGGGUCAUCGCAACAAAGGUCUGGGGUACAGUCAAGUGGUUCAACGUCAAAAAAUGGGUAUGUUUUCAUUGAAUUUCAAAAUGAGUGGUCUAACAAUGCUCUACCUACGUAACUCCAGUCACAGCUGAAUUAAUUUUGCCGUGCGAAUUAAAAUGGACGCGCACGCGUCAACUUUUAUGCCCACAAAGGCACAACUUCUCCCAGUUUGAAUGUGGGCAACGGACAAGCAGGUGGUUGCACACCUUUUACCUUUCUGAAUUUAGCAUUCUAAAUGUUCCACAUCAGAACACAUACUUUGUCCCCAGUCUCGAAAGCCUUUUGUUUCCUAUCAUGGAAACAGUUUUUCCCCCCAGUCUUUAAUACUGAUUUCCUGACUCCCACUUGUUUUUUUACCCUCAAACUAUGUGGGACUGCAAGCCUUAACAAAUA
This is a messenger RNA of Oncorhynchus tshawytscha (Chinook salmon), 2266 nucleotides long. It is a transcript of the gene isg20, whose product is annotated as interferon stimulated exonuclease gene. Bases 498 to 1490 code for a protein of 330 amino acids. NCBI's taxonomy places the organism in Eukaryota, Metazoa, Chordata, Actinopteri, Salmoniformes, Salmonidae. Gene Ontology annotation, molecular function: 3'-5'-RNA exonuclease activity; nucleic acid binding. Gene Ontology annotation, cellular component: nucleus. The record is from RefSeq and is a predicted model, not a curated record. The transcript is spliced from 4 exons.